Molecule: messenger RNA, 480 nt
Organism: Penicillium coprophilum
Lineage: Eukaryota; Fungi; Ascomycota; Eurotiomycetes; Eurotiales; Aspergillaceae
Product: V-type proton ATPase 16 kDa proteolipid subunit
Exons: 5
Biological process (GO): proton transmembrane transport
Cellular component (GO): proton-transporting V-type ATPase, V0 domain
Molecular function (GO): proton-transporting ATPase activity, rotational mechanism
Source: RefSeq, a predicted model, not a curated record
CCUGCGUACGCACCAUUCUUUGGAGCCUUGGGCUGUGCGAGUGCAAUCAUUUUCACGAGCUUCGGUGCAGCCUAUGGAACUGCCAAGUCUGGCGUUGGAAUUUGCUCAUCGGGGAUCAUGAGACCUGAUCUCAUCGUGAGAAACAUCGUUCCUGUUGUUAUGGCCGGUAUUCUCGGGAUAUAUGGGCUGGUAGUCUCGGUCUUGAUUGCAAAUAACCUCGUUCAAAGAGCCACUCUCUACACAAGCCUACUUCAGCUGGGUGCAGGUUUGGCAGUUGGUCUCUGUGGAUUAGCUGCAGGGUUUGCGAUCGGAAUUGUCGGUGACGCUGGAGUCCGAGGAACGGCUCAGCAGCCUCGGCUUUAUGUUGGCAUGAUACUUAUCCUAAUCUUUGCUGAGGUCCUAGAUGAAGGCUUAUAUGGGUUGAUUGUCGCUCUCCUCAUGAAUUCCAGAGCGGGCGUCGUAGAUUAUCGGUGUGAUUAA